GCCACCUGUCAGAGGGCUGUGGGCGGGGGCCAGGGCCCGCGAGGGCUGCGGACCCGAGGGUGAGCGCCGAUGAGCGCACGCUCAGAGCAGACAGCCUGCAGGAGGUGAUGGUCAAAGACUCUGGGAGCUGACGGCCAGUGGGAGCAAAAGGUAGUCACGGAGGUGAGGCAGAGCUGCAGGAGGUGGAGGAUUCUGGAGGUGACAGCAAGGGGAGUACGCAACUGCGAGGGGCGCCUGAAGCUUCUGCGCGGACACCAGAAGGGUGGGAGAGAGAAAAGGAAGGCAGAGCGGUGGCCCUGCGGGAGGGCCCCGCCGGGGCGGGGGGUGCCAUGUCUCGCGAACGGCCCCCUCGCACCGACAUCCCCCGCAACCUGAGCUUCAUCGCCGCGCUGACAGAGCGCGCCUACUACCGCAGCCAGCGGCCCAGCCUCGAGGAGGAGCCGGAGGAGGAGCCAGGCGAAGGCGGGACGCGCCUCGGGGCCCGAUCCCGAGCUCCUGCUACGAGUCGGGGGCGCCGGGCUCGCUCUGCGCCUGCCGGCGGCGGCGGUACCCGGGCGCCCCGCAGCCGCAGCCCAGACACCCGUAAAAGAGUGCGUUUCGCCGACGCGCUCGGCCUGGAGCUGGCCGCCGUGCGGCGCUUCCGCCCGGGAGAGCUGCCCCGGGUACCCCGCCACGUGCAGCUCCAGCUGCAGAGGGACGCUCUCCGCCACUUCGCGCCUUGCCAGCCCCGCGCCCGAGGCCUCCAGAAGGAGGCGCGCGCCGCCCUGGAGCCGGCCAGCGAGCCCGGCUUCGUCGCCCGCUUGCAGGCGCAGCGUAUCUGCCUGGAGCGCGCCGAGGCGGGCCCGCUGGGCGUGGCCGGGAGCGCGCGCGUGCUGGACCUGGCCUACGAGAAGCGCGUGAGCGUGCGCUGGAGCGCCGACGGCUGGCGGAGCCAACGCGAGGCGCCCGCCGCCUACGCCGGCCCGGCCCCGCCCCCGCCGCGCGCCGACCGCUUCGCCUUCCGCCUGCCAGCACCACCGAUUGGCGGCGCCCUGCUUUUCGCCUUGCGCUACCGCGUUACUGGCCACGAGUUCUGGGACAACAACGGCGGUCGUGACUAUGCUCUGCGUGGGCCCGAGCACCCCGGCAGUGGUGCAGCCCCGGAGCCCCAGGGCUGGAUCCACUUUAUCUGAGACGCCUGAGGCCAACGGCGGAAAAAGUCAGAGGCACCGGGGGAUGGGGGGGUGCUGGGGGAGCCCGCAGAUUUGAUGGGGAAGAAUGGGAGAAACCGAGAUUGGCGGGGCGCUGCCCUAGAGUCAAGUCCGGGAGGGAGAGGAUGGGAGAAGCCAAAGGGGUGUGGGGAGUGGGUGGGAUCAACGAAAGGUGGAGGAGAUUGGGGUGGGAUGUCAGUGGAGGAACCCAAGUCAUAGAAGAAGGGAGACGGAAAGGGUGCUGGAAAAUUAGAAAGGAAGCAAAAGGACGAUGGUGACGUUCUCUUCCGUGAGUGGGCACUGGGAGAAAGUGACUAGGUUCGUCAGGCCUAGGCAGUCGAAGGUUGAGGGUAUCUCUCUGGGAUUGAGGACGUAUUUUCUUUGAACUAGGAGCCCACCGCAGUUGAAAUCAUUUAGAUUGCUGGCUCAUUCCGUCUUCUUACUGGCCUUUGCCACCGCAGGUCCCCCAGCCCUGCCCGUGCUAGCUUUGACUCAGCCAUAAUUGCCUUGCUUAAGUCCCAGGAACUUGGUCAUUGCUCCCCAGCCCUUGGCAUUAUGACAGGAUUCCCUUGUCACCCCUUCCAGCCCCUAGCUUCAGUCUUCACUGACUGGCUGGGGGGUGAUGGCAGGUAGCAUCAGAGCUCCUUCCUCCAGCCUCCAGGCAGUCCUGGGGAUGAAAAUGAAAACAAAACCAACUCCAGGCCUGUCCUUGUAGCCAAAUAAUGUGGUGCCUAAGGGGUUGGGGCACUCGGGCUUCCAGAAAAAUGCCAGCCUUACCUUUCUGGCUGCCUUCUAAUGACCUCUAAGCACUUUAUGGACUGUACCUGUCAAGGGACAGGUGAAUCACAGGAUUCUUUCUGCCACAGAAGAAAAGGAAGUCACUGAAUAGCUGGAUAACCUUGGGCAAGUUACCUCACUUCUCUGGGCCCCAGUUUCCUCCUUGAGAAACUGCAUUUGGAUUAGGUGAUCUCUUAAGCCCCUUCUUGCACUGACAUUUUACAAUCUGAGGGGCAGAGUAUGGAUCCGAAGCCACAUUCUCCAGUUGGAGUGCUUACAGUUCAGAACACACAGCACCCCAAGCAUCUGGUUGGGCCUGAGAAUGGUCCUCCAGUUUUUGACACAUGUUCCAGAGCCCAGGAAGCAUCCCAUAACCAGCCUGCAGCCUCAGGGUAUUCCAGGGCCUCUUUCAAACCACAGCUCAUCCUCUGCCCCUUGCUUUUGCUCUUGCCCCAACAGACUUCCAGCCUAGGUGCUAUGAGACAGCUUUGGGGAGGUGCCUCUCUCUGGGAAAAUGAUGCUUGGGAGCCCCAGAGGUGAAAGGAAGCAAUGCUUGGGGGCUUUCUUGAGGAUAAAGGAUUAUGGGUAUAAGAAAUGGAAAACAUUUCAAAUCAAGAAUCAGAGCAACUUGAAAAUUAAAUGGUACCAGGAGAUGGCAGUCUGCCUCAUACCCUGAGCAAGUGAAAUGGGAAAGCUAGACUCUUCUACCCAGUCAUAUUUAUGCCUUAUGUCUCUCCUGGUUAACCUCUGCUGGUUGUUUGUUUUUCCUCUCCUCUCACCCUAUUUCUAAGCUUUUCGCUUUUCACUUUCUUUGUCCCCUUCUCAUCACUUUCAUUUUUCUUUUAGCAUAUAGGGUGUUUACCUUCAUUUUCUCUAUUUCCAUCUGCUUCCCUCUUCAUCCCUGUUAAUCUCUGCUAUUCCUUCUCCCUCCAGAAGGAGUGGAGAACCUACUUUUCUCCAAGACCAUGGUUGAUCCACCUUCCUCCCUCAGGCUCCUUCUUGACAGUCUUCUAGAAGGGAGAAGAGGGAAAAGAAGUGUAGUUCCUGAUGCUGCAGUUGGACAAGGAGCUCCCAGGUAACUAGCUUCCCACACCCACUUUGUUUCUAUCUGUUACUGAUUUCUCACAAUUUUCUGGAUUCCCCUUUUAUCCCUUAGUGAGAGAGGGUACACGCACAUGUGCCCAUAUAGGCAUUCACAAUAGAGUAUGGGGCUGUUACCACGCCCCUUCUCUCCAGAGCUUUAAUCCUUUGAAGAAAAAUGGCCGAAGGAGAGAAACCCCGAGUCACUUCUCAAACAAAUGCCCAUUUAAACGUCACCCUGAUCUGGUGAAGGAAACAAAGAAUUUCAUGCAUCUUGUGGAUCACCUUCAGGUUAGAGUUCCAGCAGAGUGAAGAGAGAAAGUGUACUGGAAGCCACCAAGCAAUGCACUUUUUAGUCACCAGCGAAGAGCCCGAGGGAGGAUAAUGGAGUGGGAGACUGGGUCAGGCUUUGUGUGUAAUAAUCUCUUGCUUAAUGUGUAUGCAUUACUGUCAUGUGUGUUAGCAGUCGCCAGUGCUCACAUUUACUUACGUAUCCACUAAAAUCUGGUGUCUUCAUAUGCAUUAUAAUCCUCAAAACAACCCUGUGAGUUGAGUAAUGUUAUUCCUGAUUUAGAGAGAAAACAGUUCAGAAAAGCUCAGUAAUUUGUUCAAGAUCACACAGCUAGUACAUGGCAGAGCUAGGAUUCUGAACCCAGGAAAUCUCCAGAGCCUCGGUACAUAACCAUGAUGUCAUAUUUUCCUUUCAAAACAAAAUUAAAACCUUGUCAUUAAAAAAAGCCAAAGCGAAAAACCCUUGCCACAUAACAUCUCUUGUUAGGAAAAAAAACCACAGUUUCUAAUUGUGCUCUGCCUUCCCAGUCUCCCAGCCUCCCCAGCUGGCUUGGAGAAGGCAAAGCACUGAGGGUCCCAAGCUUCAUCUGCUCCUUCCAGGAGCUUGCUGCUGCCUCCUGUGCCAGUGUCCCAGCUCUGCAGGAUCAGCAAGGGACCACUGCACCUGCCUGCUGGAGAACUUGGGAACCCAUUUGAACUCUAGCCUUUCCAUACACUGGGAUUGUCUCUUGGCCCUCGCUAGUCCUCCGCACCUGCUGGUGUGCUGCGCCCCUUCCUGCUACCCCCACUAGCCUUGAACAGGCCAGUUCCCUAAAGUUUCCACUAGAAGGGUCCCUGACCAAGACAGUUGCUGGAUGGUCUGUGCUUGGGCCCUCUCUGGGAGUCUGAGUAUUACUAAGCACAUAAAUGCAAACAGAUUGGGGGGAAGGGAAUCAAGAAGAAUUCCUUGUUCCUGAGCUUUUUCUCUAAGAAGUACCAUGGCUCACCCAUGCCCCUAUUCUCAGCUUUAUAGAGUGAAGACAUGGGGCUUCUGUUUCUUCCCAUAUAGAGCUGCCCCAGGGCCUGGGGGUAAGCUGCCAGUCUAAUCUGACAUGGGAAAUGCUAGGAAUUUGGCUGAGUCUUUAGAGAUGUGUUAUGUGUUAGGCACUGUGGUGGGGACUUUCCUCUAAAGCCUGAUGACUGUACGAAUGGGAGCAAUUUAGGGUAUAACCUGUCAGCCAUGGACUGGGAAGUGCCAUAAGAGAAACCAUUACCAUGGUCAGGGGCUUGGGUCCUUGAAGCAACACAGCAGGAACACUCUUGCCCUCUCCUCUCAUCCAGACCUCAGAUGUCUUCCUACAUAUUCUUCCUGUUCCUUUGUUUUCCUUUAUGACUGCAGCUCGUCAUUUCUGUUUAUAAUAAGCCCUAACUCAACCUUCCAGUCUAAUCCCACGUUCCCUCGCUGCUAACGCCUCUGUUUCUCUGGAGCACCUCUGGAUCCUUGCAAUCCACAGGUUGUAGAAUCCAGAGACCUGAAAAGGCUUGUCUUUAGAGAUCAUUGGGUCCAGACUCCUCUAGAGGUGAGGACACAGGUCCAGAGAUGAGAAGGGACCCCAGCAGGGUCAGAGAACUGGUUAGUGCAACUCCAGAUGGGACCUAAACUCAGGCCUCCUGAUCACCUCCCAUUGCCAGGGUAUGAAACAGGCCUCUCUCCACAGGGUCAGAUCCACGAUUUUUCAUGGCAAGGGACACAUCAGAAAUGUUUCAUUUUCUGCUUCUAGUUUCCGUUCCCUUCCUCAUCCAGGCAGGAAGAGAGAUAAAAGGGACUGGUAUGUCCCCGGCCUUGGCACUUUCAGUGAUACUGCUAAAGAACAGUGAAGUUGCUAAAACAAACAAACACAACACAACUGAAUAAUCUACCCAAUGAAUAGUUAACCUAGAGAGGGAAAUGAAUGUUUGCUAUGUGAAUCCUCCAAAUCACUGUUAUCAGACCCUGCCCGAGCCUCCCCACCCCCUUCCCAGUGCAGCUCUGUACACUGGGCCCCAGACCCACUCGUACCUCACUUCAACUUCUUCAUGCAACUGCCCUCCCUUCUGGAUAAAAGACCUCAUAUUUGAAAUAAAGU
Hippopotamus amphibius kiboko is the source of this 5443-nucleotide messenger RNA. RefSeq names its product protein phosphatase 1 regulatory subunit 3E (gene PPP1R3E). Gene Ontology annotation, molecular function: protein phosphatase 1 binding; glycogen binding; DNA-binding transcription factor activity, RNA polymerase II-specific. Gene Ontology annotation, cellular component: protein phosphatase type 1 complex; nucleus. The record is from RefSeq and is a predicted model, not a curated record. Gene Ontology annotation, biological process: regulation of transcription by RNA polymerase II; regulation of glycogen biosynthetic process. NCBI's taxonomy places the organism in Eukaryota, Metazoa, Chordata, Mammalia, Artiodactyla, Hippopotamidae. The transcript has 2 exons. The coding region runs from base 330 to 1172 and encodes 280 amino acids.